This is a messenger RNA of Cheilinus undulatus (humphead wrasse), 1483 nucleotides long. Its product is annotated as cathepsin Z. Lineage: Eukaryota; Metazoa; Chordata; Actinopteri; Labriformes; Labridae. The record is from RefSeq and is a predicted model, not a curated record. Gene Ontology annotation, molecular function: cysteine-type endopeptidase activity. The transcript has 6 exons. The coding region runs from base 19 to 924 and encodes 301 amino acids. Gene Ontology annotation, cellular component: lysosome.
UGAGGGGGUAGAGCCAAGAUGGCGUCUUCAAUAACAACAGUAUUGCUGCUGCUUUAUUUAGCAUCAUUUUCUAUGCAAAUAAGCUCUUUCAGUCUUGUAUCUGAGCCCUGUUAUAAACCUGUCAGAGACGAAAGACCUGAUUCUGUAAGGACACAACCCCGCCCACACGAGUAUGUGAAGGUGUCAGAUCUUCCUCCGUCUUGGGACUGGAGGAACAUCGAGGGGAAGAACUAUGUGAGCGUCACACGGAACCAGCACAUCCCCCAGUACUGCGGGUCCUGCUGGGCCAUGGGAGCCACCAGUGCGCUAGCUGAUCGUAUCAAUAUAAAGCGUGGAGGAGUGUGGCCUUCAGCUUAUCUGUCAGUCCAGAACGUAAUAGACUGUGGGAGGGCAGGCUCUUGUUUCGGAGGAGAUCACUUGAGAGUCUACGCCUACGCACACCAAGAAGGAAUUCCUGAUGAAACCUGCAACAACUACCAAGCUAAAAACCAAAAGUGUGAGCAGUUCAAUCAGUGUGGCACGUGCUCCUUCUUUGAAUCAUGUGCUAUCGUUAAGAACUACACCGUGUGGAAAGUGGGCGACUAUGGAGAAGUUUCUGGAAGAGACAGGAUGAAGGCUGAGCUGUACACCAACGGGCCCAUCAGCUGUGCUCUGAUGGCCACAGACGGCCUGGAGAAAUACUCUGGAGGGAUCUUCAGAGAGUUUCACCCUCUGUCUCUGCCAAAUCACAUCGUGUCUGUGGCUGGGUGGGGUGUGAUGGAGGACGGGACUGAGUAUUGGAUCGUCAGGAACUCCUGGGGAGAGUUUUGGGGAGAACAUGGAUGGGCGAGAAUAGUCACCAGUGCAUAUAAAGGAGGGAAAGGAAACUGGUUCAACCUGGGUAUUGAGAACAACUGUGCAUAUGGAGACCCCAUUGUAACUUAAACCACAUUUAUAAGUGCUCAAAACUACUGAAAAUUUCCCAUUUUUUCUGAAUAAGCUGCAUGUGUGGACACAAACAGCCACGUUGUUCACACUGACUUUUUCCUGCCAGUCCCCGGUGUAUUUUCUGUGUUAAUUCAGGGUGAGCUGAUGGGUGAACACAGCAGGAAAUAUUCAGGAAAGGCAUUUACUGAAUGUGACCGUGAGAGUCUAGAGCACAAUUCAUUAGCAAUCAGGUAGUGAAACUUCUAUGUAUUCACCGCUCCUGUGAUGAUAUUGUGAUUGUGUCCAACUUGCACUGAUGUAAAGGUAAAAAUCUCACUACAGCAUCAUACAGUGAACUGUCUUUUUGUCCGCCACUUCUGCUUUAUUGCUGCCUCUGCCUCUAUCCAUCCUACUCCCAUCCAGCAGGGAUCUCUCCCACUGUGAGGUGCACGUGUGAAUUACCAGCUAAGCACUGUUCAUGGGUUGUCCUCCUGAAAUGCUGUCUGUAUUUUAGGAGUGUAUUUGGGAAAAAAUGCCAAAAUAAAACAAUAGAAACACUCUAGUUCUGUUCUGGCUG